GUAAAUUCAACACUCGUGAUUGUCACAACGAUGACAAUUAUCAAAAUCUUGGUAUCUCUUUUGUUAAUCACCGUCACGUGCGGACUACCUGUAACGUACACUAGAUACGAUGAAAGGGAAGUGUCCCGCGAACGGCCGCCAUUUUUAUUACUGGUCAACCAUGAAGUGCCAGAACUAGAGAAUGAAAUGUUCGACUCGGGUAACGAUCCUGGAUCGACGGUGGUACGAACGAAGCGCAUCGGAUCCUUGUCGAUCGUCAACUCUUUGGACGUGUUACGACAACGAGUACUUCUUGAGCUGGCUCGACGCAAAGCGAUGCAGGCUCAGCGGCAGGUCGACGCAAAUCGGCGCUAUUUGGAGACCAUCGGGAAGAGAUCGUUGCCGCUGUACGCAGCCGGCUUGUCGAAACCGAUCGACUCCAGAUCGAGAAAUGGUAUCGAAUACGCGAUCGAACAGGAUGGAAAGAAUCACGACGCAAGUUUAUCGCCGGACAGGAUGCCCGAAAAGGUCGAAGAUUGGUUGCAAACGAACGACGCUGCAAGGCAAGACGAUCAACCGCGAAGGGUGGAGGCGAACGAACUGCGUCUACUCUAAUCUACUCAGAAAAUUAAAUCACCGCUGUCGCUAUUACGGUUUUUUAUCUAACGAGCCAAUUACGAUAUAGUUUAUCUAUUAUUCGUCAUAUUCCUCAGGUUUUACCAUAUACCCCAUGUAUACAUUUUGUGUCGUGCAGAGUCAACAGUUUAAUAUCGUUUUCACCCGUCAACCCUGCAAAUUACUCACGUGUCGAGUAAAAAUCAAAUAUAGCGCGCAUCAAGUUCCCGCCCGCGUAGAUCAAGAAAUUUAAUAAACAGAAUGUUUCAGUAUUUUUUUUUUUUUUAAGUAUGAAUCGUUUUAACUAGUUUAAUUAAACGAUAUCCAGAAAAGGAAAGAAAUAGAAAUACGAUGAAGAAUAAAUUUCGUUGUUCAGAAUUUAGCGAGCAAAGAGACACGGUAAUUAGUCCAGGCUGUUCGUCCUCUACUCAUUUUCUAUUUUUUCCUUUUUCGAUAACGCAAACUCACGAAACAGAACAGUAUUAUAUGUUGUGAUUUAUUUCUGUCUAAUCGAUAACCAUCAUGCAAAGCGUUUAGCAUUCAACUAUGGAUGCGUGUAAUUUAACAUAAAUGUUUUUUCGUAUUGAUGUUAAGUUUUAAGAAUAUAAUAACGAAGACAUUGUAAGGCAUGCCAUUGUAAUUAUUUAAAGGUGAAAAUAUUCCAACUUCAAGAUCAAGCAGAAAAACAUAAAAAAUAAUGAUAUGGAAUUUUAGCUACCGACUGUACAGUAACAUUUCUGAAACAACUACGUUCGCGUAUGAUAUUUUAUCGAUCGUUUUUAGCAGAAAUUAAGUGUUAUUUGCAGAAUAUCGGUUUGAAGAAUUACAAAUUUUAUGUAAUGUAACUACUUCGGUAUAUAGUUUUCGUUUAAUCAAAUUAAACUUUACUUGUGAAAACAAUAAAUGUUUCAAAUAUAUGUCUAUACCCGAGCUUCUUUUAAAUCAAUUGUUUUUUCUUCUGUUGGAUAUUGUUUUCAUUUAUGUUAAUACUAUUACGAAUGCAUUCCUUGAUUUCUAUAAUAAUCUUAAAAGACACGUGAUAAUGGAAUUGACUGUAUCUUAGUCGGUAUACCAAAGAAAUAUUGUAUUAUGAGCAAGUACUCAAAAUAGUCAGUCAAAGGUUCCUUUUGUAUGUGUAUAAAUUAAUAUAUACAUGCUGUGUUUAAAACGCUGUUCUCUAAGAAUUAGGUAUAUAGCUGCGUAAUACAUCGAAGCGUAACUAGUUUUAUGAUUAUUUCAAUUUUGGUCUUAAGUAAGCGUUUUUGUCAUGUUCAACGUGUAAGACAAAUAAAUACCAUCGGACCGUAAUAUACUACAAUGAAAAUUUAAUCAAAACAGAACAUUUUUUUUUAUUUUACUUCAAAAACUAAUUAUAUUUAAGUUUAUAUUUACCCGUUUCGUUUAGUUUUUCCAAUUAUUUGUCCACUUGUACACUGGACAUUCAUUUACAAAUGAUUUCUAAAACUAUUUUAGGAACGCGUGAGAAACAUAACGAUGUAUGUAGUAAUGAAACACAUGUUAACGCUUCUGAUGUUUACGUUACUAUUAGAACAUAGGUAUAACUAUACAUACUAUUACUAUUAUUAUUAUUUACACAAUAUAUUUACUUGUAUUAUACAACUUGUGACUAGAAGAAAAAUGUAUAUGAAUCCUAAAAAUACUGUGCAUAAUGUAGAUGUAAGUUAUUUAUUUAAAGAAAUAGAACAAUAUUGUUAUUUAUGUACUUUAAUUAAAAAAUUUUUUUUUUAUUUCGAUGACUUGAAUUGCACAAUAUGUAGUUGAAAUGAAAUAAAUUUCAUUUAAGAUAGA
Messenger RNA from Hylaeus anthracinus, 2403 nucleotides. RefSeq names its product diuretic hormone 44 (gene Dh44). Gene Ontology annotation, cellular component: extracellular region. Gene Ontology annotation, molecular function: hormone activity. The record is from RefSeq and is a predicted model, not a curated record. The coding region runs from base 31 to 594 and encodes 187 amino acids. The transcript is spliced from 3 exons. NCBI's taxonomy places the organism in Eukaryota, Metazoa, Arthropoda, Insecta, Hymenoptera, Colletidae.